AGACCCCAACAUUUCCAACGAGUCAACAGCGAAUCCGCACCCCGCCAUCAUGGCUUGCACAUUGACGACUAUUCUUGCCGGAGUUGGUGGCUUAUACCUCCUUGCAAAGGUUGUGAGCUAUGCUAGAGCUCUAUUAAGUUUGUUUGUGCUGAGCGGCACCUCGCUCCGUAAAUUCGGUAGAAAGGGCUCAUGGGCCAUUGUCACCGGUGCUUCCGACGGUAUUGGCAAAGAGUAUGCCAUCCAGUUGGCCCAGAAGGGCUUCAACAUUGUUCUUAUUUCUCGGACCCAGUCCAAGCUUGAAGCUCUCGCGCAGGAGAUCCAGACCAAAUAUGCCGGCUCAGCCAUUCAGACAAAGAUCUUAACCAUGGACUUUACGAAGAAUCUCGACGAGGAUUAUUCGAAGCUAAAGGCAUUGGUGGAUGGCCUUGAUGUUGCUGUUCUCGUCAACAAUGUCGGCAAAAGCCACGAAAUGCCUGUGCCUUUCAUCUUGACUCCCAAACAAGAAUUGAACGAUAUCAUUGCGGUCAAUUGCAUUGGUACUCUACGCGUAACCCAGAUUGUUGCCCCUGGAAUGGCACAACGUGGACGGGGACUUAUUCUGACCAUGGGUUCCUUUGGUGGUCUCCUGCCAACUCCUCUGCUUGCGACCUACUCUGGCAGCAAGGCGUUCUUGCAGCAAUGGUCAACCGCUCUAGGCGCCGAACUGAAACCGCAUGGUGUUCAGGUUGAGCUUGUCAUCAGCUAUCUUGUUACUUCCGCUAUGUCUAAGAUUCGCCGACCGAGCUUGGCAAUUCCGAAUCCGAGAAACUUCGUCAAGACGACACUGGCGAAGAUUGGAAGAAGCGGGGGUGCUCAAGGAAUUGCUUACACUUCAACCCCUUACUGGAGCCAUGGUUUGAUGCACUGGGCUCUGUCAACAUUUGUGGGAACUAUGAACCACGUUGCUCUUGGCCAGAACAAAGCUAUGCACGAGAGCAUUCGCAAGCGGGCCCUGAAAAAGCAAGAGCGCGAGGCUAAGAAAGCUUUGUGAAUUGCUUUACCUUGACCCAUCCAUGCACGCAUUUACAAGCUCAAUACUAGAUAUAGUAUUCUAUAAGAUGGACAGAGCUUAAUAGAUUGUCCGACCGCCUACACAUGCGAGCAAGGCCAGAGAACCUCGAAAUGCUACAGAUUCGGCAGACGACGAAGUAGAUCACGGCAUGUAACGUGUCAAUGACCAUGCAUAAAUUUAGAGUCACAAAUUAUUAAAUAACAAAGUC
Messenger RNA from Xylona heveae TC161, 1259 nucleotides. RefSeq names its product estradiol 17-beta-dehydrogenase-like protein 12-b. NCBI's taxonomy places the organism in Eukaryota, Fungi, Ascomycota, Xylonomycetes, Xylonales, Xylonaceae. Gene Ontology annotation, molecular function: ketoreductase activity. Gene Ontology annotation, cellular component: endoplasmic reticulum. The record is from RefSeq and is a predicted model, not a curated record. The transcript has 2 exons. Gene Ontology annotation, biological process: fatty acid elongation. The coding region runs from base 50 to 1030 and encodes 326 amino acids.